This is a messenger RNA of Paramecium sonneborni, 838 nucleotides long. NCBI's taxonomy places the organism in Eukaryota, Ciliophora, Oligohymenophorea, Peniculida, Parameciidae. The record is from the annotation of a GenBank genome assembly.
AUGUAUUUUAGACACUCUUAUCAUUCAUCAAGAUUUACUACAUAAAUUGAAGAAUUAUAUAAUUAGGAAACUAUUGAUUUUAAAUCAGAGAGACCUUUUAGAAGUUUUGUUUCUAGUAGCUUGAGCUUACAUAAUCAGCCUUACUUAUAUACAAAAAGUAUUCCUAAAUCAUUAAUAGAGGAAGGUAAGAAUUAUAUUAUAAAUGCUUUUAUUAGGGUACAAAUCAAAAAGCAUACUUUAUCAUAUGUGUUUAUUAUCGAAUGAUAUGAAAGUAAAGAACAGAAAUAAUAGAAGAGAUAGAGAUAAAACAAUUUUAUUCACAGAUAACAUGGAAUUAUAUCAUCAUAAAAUCAUUAAAAGAAUUAAAGAAAUUUGUAGAAGGAGAAGUUGUAUAUGUGAAGGAUGUGGUAUAAAAACUAAUUUCGAAAAGAAACAUGAUGAUUUUGAAGUUCGAACUUAAUAAGCAAUAACUUCAGAAUUAAAACUACUCUAAUUUACUAGAGGAGGAUAAAAGAAAAAAUAAACAAUAAUAAAGGAAUUUAAAAUAAAAUAAAUUAAUGAAAAAAAAAUUAAGACUCAAUUCUCUUCUAUGAAUUCAUAAUUAUAGAUUAAUAUUCCCUAGACUCAAAGAGAUAAUGUUGUAGUUGAAAAGUAAGAUACAAAAAGAUCUUUACUUAAAACAACAAAAGACCUAAUAUAUUCACUGCCUGCAAUUAAAAAUAUUGUGCCUUUGACAAUUAUUAAAUAAAUCUAUAUAUCUGGUAGAAAGUAAAAGCAAUGUUCUGUUCGAAAACCCUCUCAUGAUACUCUAAUAAUCAAAGCUUAUAAACUUAAAUGA